AUGUUUACUUUAUUAGAAAAUUUACCAAAUGAAUUAAUAAUAGAAAUAUUUGGUUAUACAAAAAUUUGUGAUAUAUCAUUUGGUUUUUGGAAUUUAAAUACACGCUUUAAUCAACUUAUUCGUUCACUUAAAUAUAUAUCUUUAAUUUUAACGAGAAAUCAAACAUAUGAAAAGAUUUUAUUAUCUGAACAAAUAACUCGUAUUGUUAUUGUUACAUUAGAUAAUAUUUAUUUAAAACCAUUUAUUAAUUUACGUUCAUUAAAAUUAAAUCUAGCAACUGAAAAUCACUUAAAACAAAUUCAAUCUAAUAUUUUACCAAAUCUUGUUUAUCUUUCAUUACCACUUUCAUUUGAUUCUCGAUCUAUAAAACAAUUAGCAUCUGAAUCAGAUGAUUGCUAUGCUGAAAAAAAUGAUCGAGUGGAAUUAUGA
Messenger RNA from Rotaria sp. Silwood2, 429 nucleotides. The record is from the annotation of a GenBank genome assembly. Lineage: Eukaryota; Metazoa; Rotifera; Eurotatoria; Philodinida; Philodinidae.